CCCGUUACCCACCUCUGCCCUUUCCGUUAGAAAAUCUCAUUUACUAUAUAAGCCAAAAUUAGAACGCAAAUAGAACCCUAAAAAAGGACCGAGCUCUCUUCCCUCUCUCUACCUUCGAACCCCCAAACCCAUUUCCCUUUGUACUCUGAUUGCCAAAGUGAAAUUUGAACAUGUCUUAUUCAAGUUAUUACUCGGGUUCCAAUCACCAUUCAUGCUCUGCUGACAGUUGCCGGCUAUGGACUGCUCUGACCUGGAACAAUUUUGGGAGAAGGUUUUAUGGGUGCAGCUACUAUGAUGUGGAUGAUGAACUAAUUGUAAAUACUUUAGGUGGUUGGAUGGCAAAACAUGUAAGCGUGGAUCUGAAGUUGCACCCAUUUUCCUUGCAAGAUUCAGUAUGUACAAGAAUCAAGCAAGAGUUGCAGAGGAAAAGGAAAAAGAGGCUACUGAUAGGGAAACAGCAACUAUUGAGAAGGAAAACAAAGCCAAGCAAAGGGAAGAAAAAGCUAGGAUGAGAGAGAGGAUAGCUAAAGAGAAGUUACAGAAGUACAAAUUUGCACUUGUUGUGUCAUGGGAGUUUUUUGCUAUUUUGUAUGUGGUUUUUUGGUAGGAUGAGAGAAUUUGGAACAAAGCCAUUAUGUCUGCCUUGAAGGUAAGUUGUUGUAGUUAUUGUAUAAUUUUGGGUACUACCACUGACAAGUGUAU
Messenger RNA from Quercus lobata, 702 nucleotides. RefSeq lists its product as uncharacterized. NCBI's taxonomy places the organism in Eukaryota, Viridiplantae, Streptophyta, Magnoliopsida, Fagales, Fagaceae. Bases 171 to 512 code for a protein of 113 amino acids. The transcript is spliced from 2 exons. The record is from RefSeq and is a predicted model, not a curated record.